AUUCAGGGGCUAAAGCUGUUAAAUUUAUUACAUGACUUAAUGGAAAGUUUGAAGUUCAUAAUCUGCACUAGAAAAUAAGUAUUUUCAGCUAAGAAAAUACUCUUCUGAAUUCAUUUCCUCAGGAUAUACAGGCUGCAUUAUUGUUGGUAUCUUUUUUUUUUUUUUCCAAAUUUAAUCUAAUUUUUUUUUAAUUGUUUUAUUCACUUCUUAUUUUUCAGGAGUCUUUGAAAAAGCCUUAGUGGUCAUGACAUUGUUACAAGUGACAUAAAUUAGCCAGUGGCUCAGGAUGAUGGAUACCCAGAAGACUACAAAUGGUUUGCAAGUGAUUGGAGAAGGGACUGGUAUAGGGAAAUCGACACUCCACAUGGUGGGGUAUUUGGGAAAAAACUGUAAUCCCGUGGAAGCAUCUGCACAUGAGCAUUGUCCAGUCUGCAAAGAGAAGGGCCAGAUCCAAGUUUUACGGACUUACCGCAUUAAUUUUCAAGAGUCCAUUUUUCUUUGUGGAAAUCCUCAGUGUAUCUACCCUCUUGGUUAUAAACCGUUAAACAGCAUAAUUACUUCUGCUGAUUCAGAAAAUCAUCAAGUUCCACCUACUGAUAAGAAAAGGAAAUUGUGUGGCAUCAGUGACUUUUUUCCUGUUGAAUCACAUCCAAAAAAAGCAAGAACUAAUAAUGUGGCAAAUGGUGUGCACAGUAUUAAUACAGACCCUGUUGUCAAAAGCUGUCAAAAUGGUUUAUGUCUUCCCAAGUCAAGCCUACAUGACAUGUUACAAAAUGACCCACAAAAACCUAGUAUCAAUGGGGAGGUGUGCACGCAGAAGGUGAAUUUUGAAACAACCACAAACACCAACAACUCUAAAGAAAGUUCACCUUGUACUAGUCCUGGAGCUCAACUCUUGCCGAAUUCUGAACUUUCUUCAACAACAUCUGAAAUUUUGCUCAACGGUGAUAAAGGUUCCACUAAUAACACAGAUUUAUGUCUUCAGUGGAGAAAUGUGCAUAACCUUUGUUGGUUAGAUUGUAUUUUGUCAGCACUGGUACACUUAGAAACAUUAAAAUUUCCUCUAGCAGAAGACUAUAAUGAUGGAAAAUGUUUAGUCCAGGAACUCUUCACAAAAUAUAAUGAAGCAACUGUGCUUCUGAAUACCUGUAAAAGGAGUAAAGUAAAAGAUGUUCUCCCAAAAGCAGAAUCUAAUCUCAAUGAAAUCAGAAACAGAAUGUUUGCACAGCUUCAGACUCGGCUUAGAUGUGAAGUUGGUAAGAAGGAGAGUCCAGUGUUUGCACUGCCUCUGCUUUUACAGCUGGAUCAACAAGCUGAGAAACUAUUCUUGCAUUCAUUUUCAUGGAAGUUUGAAUGUGUAUGCUGUGGCUACAAAUACCAGAACCGAUUAAGGAAAACACUAACAACAUUCACAAAUAUAAUCCCUGAUUGGCACCCACUCAAUGCUAUCCAUGUUGGACCAUGUAAUAACUGUAGUGAUAAAUCUCAAAGAAGACAGAUGAUUUUGGAAAAAGUACCCUCAAUAUUAAUGUUACAUUUCGUAGAAGGCUUGCCACAUAACAACCUGGAGAGCUAUUCAUUUCAGUUUGAAGAAAACACCUACAAAAUAACAUCUGUUGUUCAGUAUCAAACAGAUAAGCAACAUUUCAUAACCUGGUCUUUGAAUUCUGAUGGAAGUUGGCUUGAAUGUGAUGAUUUAAAGGGGCCAUACUGCAAGAGGCAUAUAAGUUUUGAAGUUCCUCCUUCAGAGAUUCAUAUUGCUAUCUGGGAAAGGAAAACAUCACAUGUGCCAGAAGAAGCGAAUUCACAGUUCAAGAAUAGAAACAUUGAAGAUUUUCCUUUUAAUAAUGUACAGUCAAAUUCCACAGUGUUGCACAGUGAUUCUGGUAACACUGUAGACAAAACACAUGCAGAACAUCUCAAAGAGGAUUCUGCAAGGAAUCCAGGUGAGAAACAGCAGCAGGUAGCUGAGGAUGAAAGUAUUGUGCCAGAUUUUCUAAACCAUGAGGAACGUGAUGGUCUUGCAACACUGAUGCUUGAAGAAAUUCAAGUUAACUCAGAAGGUAAAUCACUGCCGAAUGGACAGGUGGUGGGAAAUAAUCCUGUUGUUGAAAUGGGCACACCCCAAAAGCAGGAAUUAGAUCUUUCACCUAACACUCUGUGUACAGGAGGGUUUGCUGGAACUAGGCUAGCUAUGACCAAUAAUUGCAUGUUAUAUGAAGAUUCCAGCAUCUGCUUAUCUCUAGAAAAGUUGAACUCAACAAAUAUUACUCCUCCUGUGCCCAAAACCCACCACCCUGACCCAUCUGACUCACUUGCUCAAAGAACAGAUGGCAGAACUAAUUUGCAUGGAGGAUUAAAUUCAGAACUACAGCUAAACAAGAAGUUGUCGCCAGUAGAGAAUAUACAAAAAUCACCCGACUUAAAAGAUGCAAACAAUACUGUAAUGAAUUCUCAGGUCGCUGGUUCUGCUGCUGCCAAUAAUUCCUUUCAGCCUUCACACAAAGACCAAAAAAGAGGAUUUGUAGGAAGCUGGGUAAAGAAAUUAUUAAACAAGAAUAGUUCUUUUAUGCCUUUGAGUGCCUCAGCUCUCAAGAAUGGGAGAAGUUGCAAAACUCCCUCAAUGCAAAAAAUAAGUGAGGUGCGGUUGCCAGCUAAGGGGGCAAGUAACUUUGGUGGAUUUCAAAGCAGAGGUACAAACAAAACCACAGAGGCCCUGAAGGCAGUGGUUCCUCAGAGCAAUAAUACUCAUCCUUUAUCAGCUUUCAGAGGAUUUUCUCAAAGCACUCGUCUUCCAACAGCAAGUCAUACCACUACUGAAGGCCCAACUUGGACUAAGUCAGGAAAUACUUUAGGUACCUCAGGUAAAACGACUCAGUUCCAUUCACAUAGCCAUAACUCUGGGAAGGCAAAGGAGUCAGAUUCUGACCAAACAAAAAAACUUCGGCUAAAACUGUUAAGAAAACUUAAUGCUAAAAAGAAGAAGUUGGCUUCAUUAGAUAGGCUGGCAGUGGAACAGGUGAAACAUGGAAAACUUGUGAAUGGAGAUGUAAGCACUGCACCACAGACUGAAUCUCACAAUGACAGUGAAUUAUUGCAGAGCUUUUUAAGGGAGCUGCAGUGUCAGAUUGAUGCUGCAGAGAGUGAAUCCGAAUUCAGCACAAACUCUGUAUCAGGGUGCACUGGUAAUGAUGAAAUACUGGCAGAGUUACUGUCCCCUUCUUCAACAGUUGCUUCUUUAGAGGCUCCAAAAAGUGAGGAUGAAUGUAUGUAUAUGGAAAUGGUGGAUAGCAGUGUUCCAACAACAGCGUCUGAUGAGAAGACCAGUGUGCCACAUGCAACGGUGACAAGUGGGGAUCAUAAUUAUUACAGUCCUGUAAAGGACAGUAAUUCAGAACUUCAUACAGUAAGCAAAUCCAGUGUGAAAAAACUUGCUUUUGAAAGUCCUACAAGGGAGGACAUCCUUGAAGACUUGUUCUCCAUUUCAGCACCGAGCUCAAUGGCAGGUGACAUAGACUUACCUCAUUUUGAUGAAACUUUGUUUGAAACGUGGUAAAUAUUCGGUUUUUUGGGUUUGAGUAUUUUUCAUUAUUAUGUAUAUUUUGAAACAAAGCACUAUUAAAUUAUAUUUUCUAACUAGUUUAAUUGCA
This is a messenger RNA of Neopsephotus bourkii (Bourke's parrot), 3650 nucleotides long. It is a transcript of the gene USPL1, whose product is annotated as ubiquitin specific peptidase like 1. NCBI's taxonomy places the organism in Eukaryota, Metazoa, Chordata, Aves, Psittaciformes, Psittacidae. The transcript is spliced from 8 exons. Gene Ontology annotation, biological process: Cajal body organization; protein desumoylation. The record is from RefSeq and is a predicted model, not a curated record. Gene Ontology annotation, cellular component: Cajal body. Gene Ontology annotation, molecular function: SUMO binding. Bases 287 to 3556 code for a protein of 1089 amino acids.